GCUGAUAAUACUGCAGGUCAUAGCACCACUUCUGCAACAAAAACUAGUUUUUUAUCAUAUAGCAGUAUAGUCAGAGGACAUACAAGCAAGAACUCAGAAUUAUUCAAUCUAUUGCAACAAGAAGAAACUGAUGACUGGCUAAUGGAUAUAGAUAAUGCAAUUCAAGCCAAAGUUAAAGAUGA
Scutellospora calospora is the source of this 182-nucleotide messenger RNA. NCBI's taxonomy places the organism in Eukaryota, Fungi, Glomeromycota, Glomeromycetes, Diversisporales, Gigasporaceae. The record is from the annotation of a GenBank genome assembly.